This is a messenger RNA of Saprolegnia parasitica CBS 223.65, 1437 nucleotides long. RefSeq names its product homogentisate 1,2-dioxygenase. The transcript has a single exon. Lineage: Eukaryota; Oomycota; Saprolegniomycetes; Saprolegniales; Saprolegniaceae. The record is from RefSeq and is a predicted model, not a curated record. Gene Ontology annotation, cellular component: cytoplasm. Gene Ontology annotation, biological process: L-phenylalanine catabolic process. Gene Ontology annotation, molecular function: homogentisate 1,2-dioxygenase activity. Bases 14 to 1360 code for a protein of 448 amino acids.
UUUUCAAAGUACCAUGACGACGCCCAAGCCGACGCCUUCGACCGCCGCGGACCCGUGGACGACGCUGUCGUACCAGCCGGGCUUUGGCAACCACUUUGCCUCCGAGGUGCUCGAGGGUGCGCUGCCGGCGCACCAAAACAACCCGCAGAUGUGCAACUACGGCCUCUACUGCGAGCAGCUCUCGGGCACAGCGUUCACGCUGCCGCGCCACAGCAACCAGCGCACGUGGCUCUACCGCGUCUUGCCGCCCGUCAUCCACGGCAAGUACGCCGACUUGCCCUCGGGUGACAUUGUCAACGACUUUGCCAACGAGACGCUCACGCCGCAGCAGCUGCGCUGGCAGCCCAUGGCCAUGCCCACCGCGUCCGAGAAGGUCGACUUUAUCCAGGGCUGGCACACGAUGGCUGGCGCGGGCGAGCCCACGAUGAAGGCCGGCAUGGCCAUCCACAUGUACGCGGCCAACGCGUCCAUGGGCGACAAGUGCUUUUACAACUCGGACGGCGACCUCCUCAUCGUGCCGCAGGAAGGCGCGCUCAAGAUCACGACCGAGAUGGGCAAGCUCCUCGUCUCGCCGCACGAGAUUUGCGUCAUCCAGCGUGGCAUUCGCUUCAACGUCGAGCUCGACGGCCCGGCGCGCGGCUACAUCCUCGAGGUGUACAACCGUCAUUUCGUCCUCCCGGACCUUGGCCCGAUCGGCGCCAACGGCCUUGCCAACCCGCGCGAUUUCGAGCACCCGGUCGCGUGGUACGAAGACCGUGACGUCCACUACACGGUGGUCGGCAAGUUUGGCGGCAAGCUCUUCACGGCGGCGAUGGAGCACUCGCCGUUCGAUGUGGUCGCGUGGCACGGCAACUACGUCCCGUACAAGUACAACUUGGACCACUACUGCACGAUGAACUCGGUCAACUAUGACCACCCGGACCCGUCGAUUUACACGGUGCUGACGUGCCAAACCGACGAGCCGGGCUGCGCGGUCGCCGACUUUGUCAUCUUCCCGCCGCGCUGGAUGGUGCAAGAGAAGACGUUCCGCCCGCCGUACUACCACCGCAACGUCAUGUCGGAGUUUAUGGGCAUGAUCUACGGCCACUACGACGCAAAGGCCGAUGGCUUUGUGCCCGGCGGCGCGUCGCUCCACAGCAUCGACUCGGCUCACGGCCCGGACGCGACGACGUUUGAGAAUGCGUCCAAGGCUGACCUGCAACCGCACUACUUUGGCGGCGGCCUCGCCUUUAUGUUUGAAUCCUCGUACAUGAUGAAGCUCACCAAGUACGCGCUGACGUGCGACCAGAACGAACAAGACUACUACAAGUGCUGGCAGCCGCUCAAGAAGCACUUCAACCCGCUCAAGAAGAACCCUUAGAACGGAACUUGUCGUCUACAGCCCUACUAAUGCUACAUGUUGUUUUGUUUGUAAACGUGGCAUCGUGAGAAAGGUGA